GCUUGCCAGCGUAUUCCGUACUUGUGAUUUCAGCUGCUGCACGCGAGUACUGCAACACAAUUGCGAAUUUCCCAACUCGAAUUUAUGGAUGAUCGGCAAUGGUAUUUUAUUAACCUGCUGUAAUCCUCUGGCAUCGAGUGUCACCAAAAUCAUGACUGCAGCGGAUCAACUACACCGGUCGCAUUAUUGGCACGAACGAUUACCGAAAUGAAGCAAAAGCAAAUCAAAUCCAAUUUAUCUCUACGGUAAAGCUACCUAGGUAUUUACUAGGGUACUAAUUGGCUGGCGACGUGACUUUAUACUCGCUAGCUCUUUAUUGAAGCUCAUGAUGUUUUAUGCCUAUUUUGCUAGACUAGCUAGCAAUGGCAAAACUCAACUCGCAGCAAGUCAUGACAGCGCCGCAGCCGAACAAGACCAAAAACGCAAGCCUCUCGGCACGCACACAAGUACCUACGGAUGCAAUUACCCUUACCGCUGAUUGAUGUUACUGGAUCGAUAACAAAAUCUUCCCACUGGUGACGUCAAAUUCAGCUCGGCAUCUGGGCGCCAAGUAUGCCAGCAUGCCAGCUUCCGCCUCAAUUCGCAAAGACAGUUGGGUCUCGUCGUCUUGGCAAACAAAGUGAGACCGCCAGCCUAGAAUCUUGGACAUUGGCAGUCACGUCAGAAUCAUGCACUCACCUGUCGCUGAAAUCAACUACAUCGCCGGCCCGUGCCGUUCUGCUCUGAUCAUGUUGGCCUUCCUCCCAUCUUUCUUUUCGAAGCGGAGCAGAUUACCGUCUUUGCAAUAGACCUUGCCCAGUAGCAACCUGUUCAGAAAGACCAUCGUCGUGAGACUCACAUCCGGGUCCCGUUUCUGUAGUCUGCCCACGCAAUGGCCAAGAGCACAACUACCGAUGGCGAAAAUGUAAAGGCAAACAGUGAGAACGGCAGCACUGCUGCCGCCUCUCCCAACGACGAACAUGUCAAGAUUGAGCCUUCGACCAAGGACAAGGGCGAAGACAAACCCAAGGCUGCUGAUGCCAGAGAUGACGGCUCAGAAGCUGAAGCCCGGGCUGAUCAACACCCAGAGAAACCCGCGCAAGCCAAUGGCCCCGAAACGGCUGAUGGCGACCACCACCCAUUUGCAAACAGCUACCAGGUCGACAGCGCCAGGGCCGCCGAUGACCCGAAUGUAGUGUACCUGCGAGACGACGAGAUCGAGACCUUUCUCGAUGAGCUAGACCACAAUGGCGACGGCUGCAUCGACUACUCGGAAGUGGAACGCAAGCUGGACGAGGUGCACGACGAGCUCGCCCCGACGGCCCAACCGCACCAUCUCCACCACGACAGCAAGCAAGACCGCGAGCGGCACGUGUUCCUGCGCUCCGUCAUCGGGUCCGACCAGGACCGCAUCCCGCGCGCCGACUUUGCCCGCGUGGUCAAGAGCUGGCGGGUCCCGUCCAUGAAGCAGGAGGGCGACAAGAAGGACGACCAGGACAAGUACCUCCGCGACAUGUCCACCUUUAGGCGCGUGCGGGCGUACUGGGCCGUCCACGGGCCCGAGAUCGCCUUCCUCGGCAUCGUGGUCGGCCUGCAGCUCGGCCUGGGCAUCUGGCAGUGCCACAAGUACGCCUCGGGAGAGCAGUACCAGGCUGCUUUCGGCUGGGGCGUCGCCCUGGCCAAGCUGUGCGCCGGCGCGCUGUAUCCGACGUUUUUCUUUUUGAUCUUGAGCAUGUCCCGAUACUUUUCGACCUUUUUGCGUCGGAGCUACCACCUGAGCCGCUUCAUCAACUGGGACCUUUCGCAAGAGUUCCACAUCAAAAUCUCCAUCGUCGCUCUGGUCCUCGCCAGCCUGCACGCCCUGGGCCAUCUCAGCGGCACGUUCAACUGGGGCAGCCGGCCCGAGAGGCAGGACGCCGUCGGGGUUCUCUUGGGAGAGGAUCAGGUGCCUCGCCCCUACAGCGCAUACGUGUCGUCCCUCCCCGGCAUCACGGGCCUCACAGCGCUGGGGCUUUUUUACACUCUGGCGCUGCUGAGCAUGCCCCAGGUGCGGCGGUGGAACUACGAGGUGUUUCAGCUCGCGCACCUGCUCAUGUUCCCCAUCAUCGGGCUUCUGGCGGCGCACGGAACGGCGCAGCUUCUCCAGUACGCAAUGUUUGGCUACUGGCUGGCCGUCCCGACGAUCCUCGUGCUGACGGAGCGGCUUGUGCGCGUCGGCACGGGGUUCCACCGCAUCCCGGCGUCGCUCAAGGUCCUCGACGACGAAACGGUGGAGCUGCGGGCCACGAUCCCGAGCGAGCGCAUCUGGAAGUACCAGGCCGGCCAGUGGGCGUACCUGCAGGUCCCGACCAUCAGCAUGUGGCAGUGGCACCCCUUCACCAUAUCGGUCUGCGUGGGCAAGGAGAUGCGCAUGCACAUCAAGACGGACGGCAACUGGACCGGGAGGCUGAGGGACCUGGCCAAGGACGCCCCGCAGGGCCAAGAGGUCGACAUCGAGAUUGGCAUCAACGGGCCGUUUGGUGCCCCCGCCCAGCGCUUUUACGACUUCAACCACACCAUCCUGGUGGGCGCGGGCAUCGGCCUCACGCCGUUUUCUGGGAUCCUGGCUGAUCUCCAGGCGAAGGAGGAUAGGCUGCACGGCGGGCCGACGCAGAAACUGCAGGAGCAGGCGGAAAAGGGGGGCGACGUGCGCGGCAGCACGUCGGCGGACGCUCCCGAUGGACGACGAAUCGGGACCAGCAGGGAAGCCGAGGCGAUGCCGCAGCGCACAGAUGUCGACAUGCAAGCGCCCACCAGCGGCGACCAGUCCAACACGACGCUGCAAGAAACCGCCGAUGCGGACUCGGACUCGGCGUCGUCCAUCUCGCGGCCCUCGAGCUCAUUCUCGUCCUUUGCCAGCGACUACCGCCGCGUCGACUUCCACUGGAUGGUGCGGGACCGCAACCACCUCCUCUGGAUCUCGGAGCUGCUCAACACGGUAUCGCGGUCGCAGGCGUGGCACCACCGCCACGACGCCCCCGGCGAGUACCACCUGGACAUCCGGAUGCAGACGCACGUGACGCAGAAGCGCAAGAACGUCAGCACGCACGUCUACCGGUGGCUGCUCGAGCAGCACCGCACCCCGGAGCACCCGGCCAGCCCCAUCACGGGGCUGAUCAACCCGACGCAGUUUGGGCGGCCGGACUUCGUGAGCAUCCUGGACAGGCACUACGACGACAUGAGGAAGUACAAGGCCGGGCUGGUCGCGAGGGCGUCGCGGGGUGGCGGCGGGGAGGACGAUGCUGCGAGCGUGGCUGACGACGAGGUCAAGGUCGGCGUGUUUUUCUGCGGCACGCCGAUUGUCGGUGAGAUCCUUGCCGAUCGCUGCAAGGCGCUGACCGCAAGGGGUAGGCACGAUGGCAGCAAGAUUGAGUAUCACUUUAUGAUUGAGGUUUUCAACUAGAGGUCGGAUGGUUGGUGUUGAUACCAAGGUAGUUGAGGGUUUGAGGAGUUGAGUCUCUGGCAGAUACGUUUCUGUAGUAAUGACUGCCUAGAAGAGUGCGAAUUGUUCAACUGUGGGUGUAUGUGUUUCGAAGCGGAGUAUAAACUCCGCCAUCUCAGGACUUGGGAGGCAGUCCUCUUCCCCAGGGUAGAUUUGUAUGGUAAUUAAUUACUCGACAAAACAUUGAGAGCCACAAAUGCAAAAACGAAC
This is a messenger RNA of Pyricularia oryzae 70-15, 3670 nucleotides long. RefSeq lists its product as uncharacterized. Gene Ontology annotation, molecular function: superoxide-generating NAD(P)H oxidase activity; calcium ion binding. Lineage: Eukaryota; Fungi; Ascomycota; Sordariomycetes; Magnaporthales; Pyriculariaceae. Gene Ontology annotation, biological process: superoxide anion generation; defense response. Gene Ontology annotation, cellular component: plasma membrane; NADPH oxidase complex. Bases 872 to 3421 code for a protein of 849 amino acids. The record is from RefSeq and is a predicted model, not a curated record. The transcript has a single exon.